This is a messenger RNA of Mytilus californianus (California mussel), 7680 nucleotides long. RefSeq lists its product as uncharacterized. Gene Ontology annotation, biological process: meiotic chromosome separation; proteolysis. The record is from RefSeq and is a predicted model, not a curated record. NCBI's taxonomy places the organism in Eukaryota, Metazoa, Mollusca, Bivalvia, Mytilida, Mytilidae. The transcript is spliced from 25 exons. Gene Ontology annotation, molecular function: cysteine-type endopeptidase activity. Bases 1 to 5712 code for a protein of 1903 amino acids. Gene Ontology annotation, cellular component: nucleus; centrosome; mitotic spindle.
AUGGCAAGUACAAUUGUCAGCAAUACAUAUAGUCGUCUGUGGAACCUGGCCAUUAAACAGGAACAAGAGAUUGAAGGACAUGACUGGGAAAUCCUACAACUUAGACAUCUGAUACUGAAAAUUUUACUGCUUAAGCCAGGGACAGCAAAUAGUGUCACAGAGAAACUUGUUCUAGCUCUAACUAGAUAUGUGGAGAAAACUGACCUCCAGACAGACAGACUUUUGUCAGUGCUUAAGACCUUGUCUAAAAUCAAUCGGGUGUUACUGAAAUGGAAACCAGAACAAGACAAACAAGCUAAAAUCAUUAUAGAUCUAGUCCAGACCCAGAUGAAAAUUUUGUUUAAUUACAUAAAAAGCAGUUCAGACAAAGAAGAGUUCAGAAGAUUGAUAGAUGUGUGUGAAGAUAUCACACAGUCCUAUAGUACAUUACUACAAGAUCCUGAAUCUAAAGGAAAAGAUCAUGACAGACAUUACUGUGGUUAUUUAGUGUCCAAGCUGGCUCAAAUGUGUUUUGAGAAGAACUUGUUUCAAAUGGCUAUAGUUUGUUUGGGUAGGAAGUAUAUAAGUUUAGCUGAUAUCUAUUUGGAAUGCGGUGAUACAUAUGCUGCCAUAGAAGCCAUCAUUUCCUGUGUAUUGGUUCAUCCUAGUCAUGUGACACAGGCAGUUAAAGUUUGGGUUAAAGUAAAAAAAGAUUUAAUUAAAAAUGGAAGUGAGGAAAUGAAUAGAAAAACUUUUGGACAGUCUGUUUUUGAACAAGAUAAAACUGUUGAUAUAUGUAGUCUCCUAAAGGCAGAAAAUGACAUGUUUAAGUCAACCAGAAAAAGAUUUUAUCCAGCAGAAAUAGAAAUAUUACAACAAUUGAUUAUAGCAGCAGCCAAUCAACCAUUGAUUAAAGGCAAAGCCUUGUUAGAGAUAGCUUUAGUACAUUGGCAAAGUGGAUUAAAAGGAAAUCGGGAUAUACUGGAGUACUUAAAACAAGCAGAAUCUGUGCUGGUUGGCAUAGAGAAUUCAGCGGAGGUGUUGGGCCAAGUAUACUUGUGGCAGUAUGUUAUCAAUCAUGAAGAAAUGUCAGCACAGAUUUUGUCCAGUAUUGAUAUUGAAGUACCAAAGGCAGAACCUGGAGAAGAACCUGAAACUGUCAUUGCAGGCACUCCUAGUGUUUAUAUGACUCUUGUCAAGGAAAAAGAGGCCAUUGGAAUAUUGGAUAAAGCUGUUGCCUUAUGGGAUACAUUAGGAGAUAAUAUAAUUGAUGCUAAUAUGUUAUUACAAUCGGUCAUGAUUUGUGCUCGUGUAUACCAACUUUUGAGAAAGCAUGACCAACAGUUACAUGUCAUCAAAAUGUACCAUAUGUUGGCUGACAACUAUGUCUCCACUGUUACCUCAGAUGCAACAAGUCUCUUCAUAGAAUCUCUCAUAUCUGUUGGCUUAGUAUCAGAUGCUAAACAGUUAAUUGAGAGCUUGGAUGACUGGGACCAACAAAAAUGGAAGGAACAGACAACCCAUUGUCAGAUUGCAAAGUGCUGUUAUAAAUUAUGUAGCCAACAGUAUGAUGAAGGAAUGUCCAUAUUGAAGGAGGUACUGUCUGUGAUUUCAGCACAGAACAAAACAUGGUCAGUUUCAGUUCUUGAAGGCAAAGCUAAACGUUUGAUGUCCCAAUUUCUGACCUUUCCUCACAAAGGUAACUCUGAUUACAGUUUAGAUUAUGCAUAUGAAGCUGUGAGGUUCCAUACAGGAGUUGUACAGUUUCUUUUGGGGAAAGAAUUUCUUUGUAAAGAUGCUGAUACAAGUAAAGGAAACUCAGUAGAUCGAUGGACUGCCUUGAUAGAAGUUUUAGAAUCUCUUUAUAAUCUAGGAUAUUUGUACUAUCACAUUGGCGAAGCAAGAGAAGCUAAGUGUUACUUAAAAGAGGGAUGGAAAAUAGCUCGAUACUUUGGUCUCCCUUCAUGGAAUAUCAAGUUUUCAACAGAGAUAGCAAAACUUCACUGUACAAGUGAUAAGGGAGAAGAAGCUGUGAAAUAUUUGUCUGAAAUUUAUAAAGUUUUAUCUCCAACUGCUACAACAGAACUUCCUGUAUCUGAGAUACUUGUUCCAGAAUGUAUAAAUCAUAUUUUAGGACAAGACUUAUGUAGCUGUUGUAAGGAUAAUUUACUGCCGAUAUUAAACCUAGUUCCUAUGGUUACUGAAGUAUACAUUGUAAUGGAACAGGAUAAUGAAGCUAUACUAAUGCUAGAAAAAAUGGAAGUAGCUGUCCGUCAGUUGAUAAAAGAAAGGAAUCGUGGGGAUAACUUUAAAAACUGUGUUAUGACGAAAGAGUUGAACUUUUUACAUAUGGAAAUCCUAAUCUAUUUAGCUGAAUUGUGUUUGAAUCAGAAUAUGUCAAGAAGUCAGCGGCUGCUUAAACAAGGAGAAGAUAUCAGUGGAUCAGAUCAAAGUAAUUUAGUAAUGCAAUCUAGGCUAAAACUUUGUCAGUCAUUAUGUGGAUUUAAUCAGCAAAGUUUUCAUAGGUCCUCAUCUGAUUGUGAUACAGUAACGGUAAAGGAUGACUCUACUCAGGACUUGUUUGACUGCUUACCUGUUGUUAAUCUAUCAAAGAAAUUUGAGAAGAUGUCUAUGAAGCACAAGAAUGAAGUUGAAAAUACCAGUAAACAUAUUUUAGCAAAGAAAAACAUUGGUGGGAAGGAAAAGACACAGUCAAUUGAUUUGGAUAGUGAUGCCAUGGAAACCAAUGUGGAGAUUCAUGAUAAUGUUAAAACUGAGAAUGUUAAAAGUGUGAAAAAAACAAGAAGAGAACCAACAAAAAACAAAUCAAAAAAAUUAAGUAUGGAAGAACAAGAUAAAGGUGAAGUUCUAGUCAAUCAUAAAAAUACAAUGGAAAACACUGAAAAAAAUGUUGAUGAUGAUUCUGAAGAAAUCAGUUCAAUUAAAGAAAAACCACAAAAGGGACCAAAGUUGAAGAAAAAUUCAAAAUUAAAGAAUGUAACAGAGUUUUCAACAGAAGAGAAUGAAGCUAUGGAAACUCCUAUCAAAACUCAGCCAAAGUUGUUGAUGAAGACACCAAGAAGUGUUUGUAGUCGUAAGGCUGUUUUGGAUUUGAUAAUGGACAGUGAUGAAGAUGAUAUACAUGUAAAACCUCUGACUUCUGUUAGGAAAAAGCGACCAGGAAGUAAAAGACAGUCUGCACAAAACUCCUUGAGCAGCAAUAAGGAUAUUUAUAAUUUCAAUGAUGAAGAAAAUACAACAAAAUCAGGUGAUGUCAAGAAUAAAAAGGGUAGUGUUAGAUGUAAGUCUGUAAGAUCAAGGAAAGGUAAAGUUGGGAAUGAACAAACAAUAGAUGUUGAAACAACACGUCACAGUAUCUCGGAUGACACAUCAGUAGAUUUAGAAAUUACAAGUCCUAAGACAAAAUCAAAUAAAAAAGAAUCAAAGAUACCUAGACCUACAGCAAAGUCUAAGAACCAAGUUAGCAAGAAUAAGACUAGGUCCAAAUCUAAAAUGAUGGAUGUAGAUGGGCAGAGUAUUGAAAAUGCAAGAUUAAAACAAGAUGAAAAUGAAUCAAAGCUAUGUGAUAUUUAUGAGUUUAAUGAAAAUGAAGAAGAAAAAACAAUUUGUAAAAAUGCUAAUGUAAGGAAAAAUUGUAAGAAAACAGUGACUACAAGAACCCAGAGAUUACAAAGGUCAAAGGUUGAUGGCACAGAAAAGACACGAUCAGAUUCUGAAUCUGAAGACGAGAAAUUGUUUAGAAUGGAUGACAGUCUUACCGUCAAAGAUGAUGAAUCAGAAAUGAUAGAUACAGAUCUUGGUGAAGAUGUUAGUUUUUCCGUCCAGUCACAAGAUGAUGUUUAUGAAUAUGAUAAUCUAAUUAUACAUGAGGUCACAGAAAAUGACGAAAUUAGUUUAAAUGAGUCAAUAGAAAUUUUCCGAGGUGAUAAUAAAGCUGGAAAGGGAACCAGGAAAGGAAGGACUCAGAAGAAAGCAGAAGAUUCUGAAGAGCAAGCUUCAGGGGAGACAACUGAAGUCCUAAGGUCCAGCAAAUUGUUAAAAAGAAGUCAAGUGAAAUCAGAAAAAGUUGUCAAGAUAGAUUCUGUUCCAAAGACUGACAGUCAAACUUCUAAUAAUCAACUAAUCCAGACUUUAGAGGAAGCCUAUAAACAAGUCCAGCAUCUUCCAUCACCAACCAUGUACUCCUCCAUAUGUCACAUGCUUGCCCUGCAGUACAUUGAUUCAUUCUCAUUAAAGGCAGCAUUCUACCUAGCAGAGUCAAUAGCAGUGACAUUCAGACAUCAGUCAUUGGUUAAUGCUUCCAGAAAAAUCAGAAAGUCCAGCAAGUUAAAUGAAAGUACAGAAGCUGCUGUUAGGGAAAAUGCCUCAGCAGAAGUUAACAAUUUACAGAAAAGUCAAGAAAUAUUGCAUUUUAAUAAAACAGAAGAAGAAUUCAAAACAAUGAUGACACAAAUACCAGAAGAUUGGUCUGUUUGCCAGAUAUCAGUAAUUUCACAAAGUACUCCUGCUGUGAUAAUGAUAAGUCGACUUGAUAGAGAAGGACAGCCUGUUGUUGAACAGCUACCAGGGUUUAAUUCAGAACAGGGAAGAGAAAUACUUUCAGAAUUCUCCACAAUCAUCAAUGAAAGCAGAGAGACAAUGAAAAUAACAGAAAAAAAUGAUUGGUGGAAAUUGAGAAGAGGUUUAGAUACGAGAUUGCAGAAAUUACUAGAUAACAUGGAGAAGUUAUGGCUGGGAAGAUGGAAGUUUUUGUUGCUUGGUAACCCAGUUGGUGUAAGUGCUGAUGACCUGUAUCAAAUGACAGAAAAUAUUAUGAAGAUGCUAGCUGAACUUUCUAACCGACCAAUCAACAGAGCUGUUAUAAGAGCAUUACUCCAGAGUGGUAACGUUCUAACCAGUGACCAGUUAAAUCAGGUGUUGACCAAUCUAACUGACACAGAUGAAGUAUCAGAAGUAUCUAAAGCUAUUACACAGUUCUGGAAUAAACACAUUCCAAGUGAUGUCAAACGACAUCAUGUCAUUCUACUGUUAGACAAGAUGCUACAACAUCUUCCUUGGGAGAACUUACCCAUUCUUAGAUGUCAUUCUCUAUCUAGACUACCUUCCCUUUAUCAUAUGAUUAAUUACCUGUCACAAACGUUGGAGAAUACAGGUGUAUCUAUUGUAGAUAAACAGAAGGUUUAUUACGUACUGAAUCCAGACAAUAAUUUACCUGCAACACAAGAAACUUUCCAAGAGUGGUUCUUAAAAACUAAAGGCUGGCAGGGUAUUGUUGGUAAACCUCCUACAGCAGAACAAUACAAGGCAGCUUUGACUCAGUAUGAUUUGUUAGUAUACUGUGGUCAUGGUAAUGGUAACAAAUAUCUGAAUGGAGAUGACCUACAACAACUAAAAUGUCGAGCAGCAGUAUUUCUUAUGGGAUGUAGCAGUGGUCAGUUACAGACUCGAGGGCAGUUAGAAGCUUCAGGAAUGAUGCUCAAUUAUUUCCUAGCUAAUUGUCCAUGCAUUGUUUCCAACUUAUGGGAUGUUACAGACAAAGAUAUUGAUCGAUUUCUAGAACAUCUAUUACAGUCUUGUCUCUCUGAUAAACCUUGUGAUGUUUUAUCUAAGAUAUCCACUGCCAGAGAGGCUUGUCGUUUACCUUUCCUGAUAGGAGCAGCUCCAGUAGUUUAUGGUUUUCCUAUUGUCACUAGAGUUGAUAAGUCUUCAUGAUCCGGUAAAGUGCUGGUCAAUAACACAGAGUUUAUAGUAUCAUCUGCUGUAUUAACACAUUUAGUAGAAGUAUACUGUUUAUUUUCGAUUAUGGUAGAGUGAAUAUAACCUUGAUAAAUGUAAAAUUUUAGCAUAUUUCUUAAAUGGUAUUUAUAAUAGUGUGAAUGUAUGUUGUUGAAAGUGCUAAUUGAGAUUCAAGCUUAGCAGCACAUUAACUUUUUUAUAUUCUAAAACAUUGCUCAGGUAUAUCUGACAGGCUGAAUUUGUUUUAAUGCAGCCGAAUAUAUGUGGAAACUUCCAAUUAUACGCAGACAAGUCAUUGUAACAGAAGCACUGUAAAAUAGAGCUUUCCAAGAGCUGUUAGUGUAAUAAAGGCAGCUUUAUUGUGUAAACUCCCAUCUAUUGAACGUUACAUUUUCUUAAUUGGGAAAUUUUUUUCUACAACACAGAAAAAGAGUGAAACGGGAUUAUGUGUAACUGGCUUAAAGAUGCAACUGAAACAAAAUGGAAAAUAUCUGCUGCAAUCUAUAAAGAUGUUGCAUACAAACAUUAAGACACUAUUAUCAGAUAAAAGUACUUUCAAGCACAUUUAAGCCAUUUUAUGUCACAUAUUUCAAAUUGUGUAGUAUUUUAUUUCAUAUGAAAUAUCUAAAAAUUGUCUUAUUAGUACUUCCUAGUAUAAAGUCUAAUGUCUUGUUUAAUCCUUUAGAGUAUUGUAUUGUAUUAACUGAAAUAGUACACAUAUCUUGUUAACACACAGAUUUAUCUAUAAACCAACCAAUUUCACAAUAGAUGACAUUUGUACUGACUGAUAUGUUGUUUAUUUUAUCUUUUUGAUCAUCAAGAACUAUUAUGAUCACUUAAUACGUUCACAAAUCCAUAACAAAAAAAGUUCUUAAUAAGAAGUUACCUGAGAGCCAGAAUUAUUUUUUAAUCAUGAAAUACUUCCACCUUGCCACAAUGCUGUCUGUCAAAUGUUCAUAUAGUUUGGACUUCUAUGAUAGAACACCCUUUAUCAACUUUUAUAGUUCAUUGCACUGGAUGUUAAGCAAACAUCAAUCAAUCUUUUCAUUGCCUACAUUUAAUGCUGCAAUACUCAGGUAAAUUAUAUUGGCCUUGGCCUUUAAUUAUUUAUAAAAUGUAAAAAAAAACAUUGUCUUCAUUUAAUUUUGAAAAUAUAACAAUAUACCAAUGGAAUUAAAUCUGAAAACCAGAUGACACAUAUGGAAAUGAAAAUAAAACUGGACAUUAGUCUUAAUUAAAUAAGGUUAGGUUACAGUAUGAUGUCAUAUAUUUUGGAAUAUAACUUUGGCAUAUUGAGCUUUUAUAAAGGAAAAAUAUCAGUCAAAACACGUUAGAUUUUAACAGAAAUAUAUUAGGUGUAUCAGAACAAAUAAAGUUGAUAUGGGAAUGUUUUUCACUAAUUUUAUGUGCAUUAUUCAUAUUGAACAUCUACUUUAAGAAUUUGCAUCAAUAAUUUUCAAGCAAAUAACAGAGUUAAAAUGAUUUUUUUUCAGUUUAGUUCAAUUACUCCAUGUUGCAAAAUUUGGACAAAUAUGCCAGUGUCUAUUUACUGUUUUUCAACUUUAAAUGAAAAUUAUUGGACUCGCUUUUUUUUUCUGAACAGGAUACAUAUAUAUACUGAAAGAAGUUAGUAAUACAAAAAUUCUGGAAGACUUAUCUAUUUUAUGCAUAAAUUUCAUGUCAUUUUAUGCCAUUGAAAAAAUAGCAAGAUAUAAAGAUUUCCCAAAACAUCAAAUUUGGAGAUCCAAAAAUAUCCUGAUGGUUAUAAAAAUGAACAAAGAUUUCAAAAAAUGAUAAGUAACAAAUUAAUGCAAAAACGUCAGUUUCUUAAAUGUCCUUAGUGUUGCAUUAUUAAAGCCUGUCAGUAUAAAAACUUCAUAACCUAAUUAGAUAACAGCAAAUGUCCUUAGUGUUGCAUUAUUAAAGCCUGUCAGUAUAAAAACU